AUGGCACGUCUGACCAGCUUGAUUUUGGUGGUUGCUUGCGCUUUGCUUGGCAGCCACUUUUCAGCGUGGCUCUUUGCCAAUGCGCCAUCCCAAAGCCUUCGUAGUCAAGGUGCCACACGCAGAGCAGUGGACGAGCGCGAUGAGGGAUUGGUUCUCAUCAAGCCUGAGGAGUCUGGAAAGGUGGUGAAGAGGGACAAGUUCAACAACCCUCCUCGAAUUGCCGAGUCCUCAGACGGAUUCGCUGGGGAAUCAGUUCGGUCAUACGAUUCGAAACAUCAUGUGAAGCAGAGUGAAGCAACGAAGGAAGAGCAACUUUGUACCAAAGGAAGAGCAAGAAUUGCCACGGUUCUGAUCCCUCUGGUCAGGAUCCUAAAGGACCUUUUGCCAGGUUCUUCGCUGAGCCAGAGAUCCAGUGGCCGGCCGUACCUGUUUCAGGUCAUGAAGACCAACGACUGGGAUCAGCCAGAGAUCCAGCUCAGCACUGGCGCCAGCAACCAGGCAGGGGCUCAGUGA
Messenger RNA from Durusdinium trenchii, 513 nucleotides. The record is from the annotation of a GenBank genome assembly. NCBI's taxonomy places the organism in Eukaryota, Dinophyceae, Suessiales, Symbiodiniaceae.